CUGCACGUUGUCAAUAGCUUGUACGACUUCGGUGUCAUGUUCUACCUUCUUGCCACAGUCCCAGACUCAAAUCACUUGGAAGAAUAAUUCCCAUCCCUUCAGGAAUCUACCAAAGAUCCCCCUUUAUCCUCUCUCUCUCUCUCUCUCUCUCUUGUGUUUGCCCAGUAAUUUCCAUUUUCUCGAUAUAAUCUUCAACUUCCCGAGAAAAUCUUUUCCAACUCCGACAGAGAAAAUGGCGAAUCCCAGAACCGAUCAAACAGGCGGUGCUUCCAUUUCCUUCACCGACUUCCCCGAGGACGUCCAGCUCUGCAUCCUCUCGUUCCUGAACCCCUGCGAGAUUGCCGCCUUCGCCUGCACCUCCAAACGCUUCGUCUCGCUCUGCCGGAACGACGCCAAGCUCUGGUUCACCAUGUGCGACCGGCGGUGGGGCUCCGAGACCCAGAUCAGGAAAUGGGGCAACGGCAAGAUCGCCUACCGACUCCUCUACAAUGCCCUCGACGAGUGGGAGAAUCUCAUCGGCUUCUGGCGACGGAGCGGCCCGGGAGCCGCCGGAAUCUGGUCUACGCCGUUGGUUUUCUUCGAGUGGGGCCCGUCGUUCCUCACCGGUUUCAGGGUUUCCCCGUCGAAAGACAGAACGUACAGUGUCAGAAAGUCUCCGUUUUUGUGGAUGAGCGUCUCACCGGAGGGCCAGGUCGUGAACUUUCUCGACCCCGACGGUCGGUCCGACUUAUCCAAUGGUUUCGGGACCGAAUUGGAUUUCUCAGACAACAAUUUGGUGCAGGCCAAUGUCAGUUUCAUGGGGAAGACCCAUUUGGUUGUGGAGGAGAACACGAGCUCUGCGAGUUGGAGUCCUCAGGAGCAAAGGAAAAAUGGGAUUCAGAGGAGUUCGAGCACGGAGAGCCUUCGCGGCGGGGACGAUGAUAUAGAGGACAUGAUCGGAACCGAGAGUGGGUCUCCCGGUAGCUUACCGGACCGGCUGAUGUCGGAGAUUUAUCAGCAUUUGGCGAACCGGACGAGCCCAAAUGGUGGGGAUAAGAGGAGGCAGAGGAGGAGAGAAAAGGAGAGGCAGGGGAGGAGGAGGUGGGAGCCGGAGCAUUUCGUCAAGAUUGUGAAUUGCUCGCCCAUGCCGUCACGGCCUUUGCAGGGCCUCUGGAAGGGAAUUUGUGGUGACAUGAGCCUGGAUUUCUAUCUUGUGACAUAUGACGACAUAGGGGGCAUCGCCUGCCGAAGGGUUGGAGACUCCUCCGAACGAGUUUCUAGUUGUGCUCCUGUAUUCUGGACAUCAAAUGCUACGUUUAUAGAGUCUCCAUUUUCCCCCGAGGAAGAAUAUUUGUAUGAUACUCGCAUGCAUGUUCGACCACUUGAAGCAGCAAAUUACUUUCACGGAGAACUCCUUUCUGCAGAAAGUGAGAUGGUGUCUCGCAUUCUUUACAUCAACUCAAGUUACGAUUUAGUUAUACCAGGAAGUACUGCAAAUCCUCGGCGUGCCGAAGGAAGGAUUUGGCAGUACAAUAAUGGUACAUUUGGUUUUGGGUUUCUUCGGGACAAUUUUAUAAUAGACCUGAAGCAUAUUGCCGAAAAUGGUUGUAUUCUUGAUACGAUGGAGCUCUGUAGUGAUUAAUUUUCUUAUCUGGGAUCAUUCUUGUACAUGCCAUUUGUGCACUGUGUACUAUAGGUAUUAUGGAUAUCAAUUCUUUUGAUAA
Messenger RNA from Alnus glutinosa, 1703 nucleotides. RefSeq names its product F-box protein At3g12350. Gene Ontology annotation, biological process: SCF-dependent proteasomal ubiquitin-dependent protein catabolic process; gibberellic acid mediated signaling pathway. NCBI's taxonomy places the organism in Eukaryota, Viridiplantae, Streptophyta, Magnoliopsida, Fagales, Betulaceae. The record is from RefSeq and is a predicted model, not a curated record. The transcript has 2 exons. Gene Ontology annotation, molecular function: protein binding. Gene Ontology annotation, cellular component: SCF ubiquitin ligase complex. Bases 233 to 1621 code for a protein of 462 amino acids.